This is a messenger RNA of Dermacentor andersoni, 11437 nucleotides long. RefSeq names its product plexin A (gene PlexA). Gene Ontology annotation, cellular component: semaphorin receptor complex; plasma membrane. NCBI's taxonomy places the organism in Eukaryota, Metazoa, Arthropoda, Arachnida, Ixodida, Ixodidae. Gene Ontology annotation, biological process: semaphorin-plexin signaling pathway; regulation of cell migration. Gene Ontology annotation, molecular function: semaphorin receptor activity; protein binding. The record is from RefSeq and is a predicted model, not a curated record.
AUGACGACGCGCCGUGCGCUGUCUGGGCUUGUGCAACCACCUCCGCCCGGCUCCUGAUAGCACUCGCCUCCUUCGAGUCGCUCGCUCGUCGCCGCCGCAGCCGGUGACACACGAGCACGUUUCGCCCCCGCUUUCGCUGUAUACCGCCAGGCUCCCCGCUUGUUGCCGGUCGACGUGCUGCACGCUCGUGUCGUCUCAGUGAUCGCAGGGUUGUGUGAGCAUUGGGGAUCAACCGGAUUCCCGAGCUUCGGUCGCCGCCGGCAGGAGAAGAAGCGUUCGACCGCGCUUCUCAUCUUUGCGGAGGCUGAAGGGCUGGCCCGUGUCUGGCGGCCAUGACGAGGCGGGACCGCUGGUGGGCGGCCUGCUCGCUGCUGCCGCCGCUGCUGCUCCUGGUGGCGGCGGCGCCCCCCUCGGCACAUGGCCUCUGGGCGUCGGCGCUCCGCCAGCAGCCCGGGUCGCCGGCGGCGUCGUCGUCGGGGGCCGCGGCACAGGAGCUGCGGCAGGCGCCCCCGGGCAACGGCACCGGCAACAGCACCGUGCCGGACAAGCCGGCCGUCUUCACCGACCCGUCCACUGAGAGGUUCAUCCACAUGGCCGUCAACAGCUACACCGGACAGGUGUACAUUGGCGCUGUGAACACCAUCUACCAGCUGUCGAGCAAGCUCGAGCUGCAGGCGCGCGCCGUCAUGGGUCCCGAGAAGGACGACCCGGGCUGCCCCGUGACGCGCUUCUGCCCGUCCAUCACCAAGAAGUACCACGACUACUACAACAAGGCGCUGGUCAUUGACUACCCGCAGAGCCGGCUCAUCGCGUGCGGCUCGCUCUUCCAGGGCGUGUGCACCGUGCACAGCCUGGAGAACAUCACCAACUACCGGACGCCCGCCAACGAGUCCGUGGUGGCCAACAACGCGACGGCCUCGACCGUGGCCUUCAUCGCCAACGGCCCCGAGCGGCUGUCGCGCAUGCACGUCCUCUACGUGGGCGUCACCUUCACGGGCAACGGACCGUACCGGUCGGACGUGCCGGCGGUCUCGUCUCGCAGCCUGGACCUGAGCAACGACACCUUCUCGAUCGCCGUAACGGGCGUCUCGACGGGCACCAAGGUGUUCGUGAACAGCCUCGCCCGCGAGGUGUACCCCAUCACGUACGUGUUCGGCUUCAGCUCUCGCGGCUUCUCCUACUUCCUGACGGUGCAGAAGCAGUUCACCGAAGAGCCCAAGCCGUACAUCUCCAAGCUGGUGCGCAUCUGCCAGAACGACGUGCACUACUACUCGUACACCGAGGUGGCGCUCGUGUGCCAGACGCCCGACGGCAUCCACUACAACCUGGCGCAGGCCGCGUUCGUCGGCAAGCCGGGCUCCGAGCUGGCCGUCUCGCUCGGCAUCACGGCGCAGGACGAGGUGCUCUUCGUCGUGUUCGCCAAGAGCCGCGACGAGACGGACGUCUACAACCGGCCCAGCCAGAAGUCGGCGCUGUGCGUGUACGCGCUCACCGCCGUCCACCGGAAGUUCACGCAGAACAUCAACGACUGCUUCAACGGCCAGGGCGUGCGCGGCCUCGACUUCAUCAACCCCAGCAACCCGUGCCAGGACACGCAAGUGCAAAUCAACGAUGACUUCUGCGGCAUGGACGUGAACACACCGCUAGACGGCAGCAAGCCGGUGAACGCGACACCCGUGCUGACCUACUCCAACGUGCUGCUCACAUCGGUGGCGGCCGUCUCCACUCACGACUACACGGUCGCCUUCCUCGGAACCUCCAACGGACACCUGAAGAAGGCCGUGGUGGAGUCAGUGACCAACGCGUUUGAGUACAGCGACAGCGUCAUCGAAGAAGGCAAGGCGGUCAACUCGGACAUGCUGUUUGACAAGAACGGCGAGCACCUCUACGUGAUGACCGAGCGCACGGUGACAAGGGUGAAAGUCCAAGAGUGCCACCAGUAUAAGACUUGCAUAGACUGCCUUGGUGCUCAAGACCCUUACUGCGGCUGGUGUUCACUGGAAAACAAGUGCAGCCUUAGGAGCAACUGUGCCGAGGCUGCCCAGGACCCACUGUACUGGCUUUCGUACAAGAGUGGCAAGUGUACCACGAUCACCAGUGUGCAGCCAGCGCAGAUCCAGCGAACCACAGCUCGCAUUCUGAGCCUGGUGAUCGGCAACCUUCCUGUGCUGGACGGCCAGUUCUUCUGCGCUUUCACGGCCUUCUCCAAAACUCUGGAGACCAAUGCCACCCGCUUGACCAAUGGUGUCAGCUGCCCCACCCCGCACACGGACUCGCUGCCACCAAUCCCUCCGGGCGAACAUCAUUUCACUGCCAAGUUGUCUGUGAGGAUGAAGAGCAACCCGGACUUCGUAGCCACCAACUUCACCUUCUAUGACUGCAGUACCUACACUUCAUGCACCCAGUGUGUCUCCAGUCCCUUCCCUUGCGACUGGUGUGUCGGUGGGCACCGCUGCACUCAUGACACGGGCGAAAACUGCCGCAACGACAUCCUCGUCACGGGUGUAUCGAGUGUGGGGCCAAGCAUUCGGUCAGGACCAGGGUUUUGCCCUCGUAUCAAUGCAACCACUGGCAUUUCCACCGAGAUUCUUGUGCCAAUGGGCAUCAACAAGCGCAUUCAAGUCAAGGUUGAAAAUAUUCAGCCUUUUAUUGCCUCUACAAGAUUUGUGUGCCAGUUCAACAUUGAAGGCAGAGUGAAGCAAGUGAAUGCUCAACUUCUAGGAGAUACGAUAUAUUGCGAGAACAUGCAGUUUAACUACGGCACACAAGCUCCUAACAUCACUGCAGCAUUUGCAGUCAUCUGGGAAGGUAGCAAGCCCCUGGACAACCCUGAGAAUAUACAUGUUCUCGUGUACCGGUGCGAGAACAUGUCGGAGAACUGCGGCCUUUGCCUGGAACUUCCCGAGAAGUACGCAUGCGGCUGGUGCCAGCAGAGCAACUCGUGCAAGGUGCAGGAGCAGUGUGACGGUCACGCCACCAAGUGGCUUGAGCGCACACAGACUUGCCCUGAUCCGCAAAUCACCAGGAUCUACCCAACAUCUGGGCCCUGGGAAGGGGGCACCAACAUCACCAUCGAGGGCUACAACCUUGGCCGAGUCUUCCAGGAUAUCCAGAAUGGAAUUCACGUGUCCAAGGAGGUCAACGGAGUCUCCCUUGCCCAAAUUCCCUGCGUCCCCCACAAGGACUUGUAUGUCAAGACUACUAGAAUUGUGUGUGAGAUCGAGAGCCCUCGAAACCUGACGACGAGCCCCCCGAGUGGCACCAUCUCGGGACCCGUCAUUGUCAAGGUCCUCAACGACUACACGGCCAAGUCGAAGCAGAAUUACUCUUUCGUGAACCCACGAAUUACCUCAAUAAACCCAAGCAAGGGGCCGAAGUCUGGAGGCACAAGGUUGCUCAUCUGGGGUCUACACAUGGACGCUGGCAGUCAUGCUGAAGCAUUUGUUGGGGGAAUGCCCUGCCAGAUCAUCACGCGGGAGCCAAACGUGGUGAGCUGUAACACCAGUGCAUCGACGACGUUCAAUGAGGGCAAGGUGCGGGUCAAGUUUGACAAGGGCUUGCGUCUCUUUGAGGACUACAUCUACCUCUACGUUGAGGAUCCCGAGAUUGAGAAGGUGGAGUCUGGCUCUGCCAGGCACUCCAGCGUCCCACGAGGAAUUCCAAGUGGCGGCAUCACAGUGACUGUCAAGGGGCGAAACUUAAACGCAGUUCAGGAGCCGAUGAUGUACAUCACUCUCGACGGCGAGGAACACUACAGUAGAUGCAUCCCAGACUCAGCCCAGCAGAUGAAAUGCAAGAGCCCGGCGGUUCCAAAGGACAAGCUCUCGUUCGGAGGCAACCCAGACGUCCCCGUGGAGCUCGAGUACGGCUUCCGCAUGGACGCCGUCGAGCAAGUGCGAAAUCUGUGGUCCACCAAGGGCUUCCCACCUUUCCAGAUGUUCCCAGACCCUGAGUAUUUCCCCUUCACGGAGAAGGACCAGAUCAAGUACUACAAGAGUGACUACCUUACCAUCAAUGGUAACAACCUGGACAGGGCAUGCCAGGAGUCUGAUGUGAUUGUGCGCAUUGGGACCAGCAUCUGUAAUGUGACUUCGCUGUCGCGGGUGCAGCUCACCUGCCGUCCGCCGACCGACCAACCACCGGCCCAGGACAGGAAUGGGAACCCUGAUCGCAACCAGAUCCCACAAGUCGUGGUGGAGGUCGGUGACAAGCUCAAGUUCAUGAUUGGCCGGCUGAGCUAUGACAUCCCCGUGGGGCCCGAGAGUGCAGUACCUGUGCCGGCCAUCAUCGGGGUCAGCGUGGGCGUCGGCGUACUCGUGGUCAUUGUGUUUGUCAUCCUCAUCGCGUACCGCCGCAAGUCUACCGAAAGCAGCCGCGUGCUCAAGACCAUGCAAGAGCAGAUGGACGUGCUUGAGCUGCGUGUGGCCAGCGAGUGCAAAGAAGCCUUUGCCGAGCUUCAGACUGAGAUGACCGACCUCACAAGUGACCUGACAGCAGGGGGCAUUCCAUUCCUCGACUACAGGGCAUACACGAUGAAAGUUCUGUUCCCCAAUGUGGAGGAUCACCCAGUGCUCAGGGACAUGCAGAUCGACGCUGUGAAAAAGCAGUGCAUGGAGAAGGGACUUUGGUAUUUUGGCCAGCUCGUCAUGAACAAGACUUUUCUUCUUCUGUUCAUCAGAACUCUGGAGUCCAACCGGUACUUCUCAAUGCGUGACAGGGUGAGCGUUGCGUCGUUAAUCAUGGUGACACUGCAGGGCAAGAUGGAGUAUUGUACAGACAUUCUCAAGACACUGUUAGCAGAACUCAUUGAAAAGUGUAUAGAAGGCAAGAGUCAUCCAAAGCUACUUCUACGAAGGACUGAGUCUGUAGCGGAAAAAAUGCUUUCAGCGUGGUUCACAUUUUUGCUCUACAAGUUCCUACGGGAGUGCGCUGGAGAGCCGCUGUUUGUGCUCUACCGCGCCAUCAAGCAGCAGGUGGACAAGGGCCCAGUGGACGCCAUCACAAGCGAAGCACGUUACUCCCUCUCGGAAGAGAAGCUCAUCCGGCAGUCUAUCGACUACAAAAGCAUGACAGCCUACGUCUCGAUAGCACAGCUGAGCUACGAGCUCGGGGAGAACAACGAGACGCCUGUGAAGGUCCUCGACUGUGACACUGUGUCCCAGGUCAAGGAUAAAGGACUGGACGCCAUAUACAAGAACAUGCCUUCCUCCCAGCGACCAAGCAAGGAUGACCUGGACUUGGAAUGGAGAACGGGCAAUUCGGGGCGCCUGAUCUUGUCAGAUGAAGACUCAACCACCAAGACUGAAGGAGAAUGGAAGAGGAUGAACACCUUGGCCCACUACAGGGUGAAUGAUGGGGCGAACCUGACCCUGGUUCCCAAGCAGUCAUCCAUGUACAACCUUUCCAUCAUGUCCGAGAAGAUGGAGAAGUCUCACAAAUAUGAGACCCUGAACUUCUCUCUGAAGACGAGCCCGCCACUUAGCCGGGCAACUUCUCCACUGAACCAUGAUCCGGAGACUGGUUACAAGUACUGGCACUUGGUGAAGCAUCAUGACAGUGAGAACAAGGAAGGGGAGCGUGGAAACAAGAUGGUCUCUGAGAUCUACCUCACCAGGCUACUGGCCACAAAGGGCACCCUGCAGAAGUUUGUGGAUGACUUGUUUGAGACGAUCUUCAGCACGGCCCACCGCGGCAGUGCCUUGCCACUGGCGAUCAAGUACAUGUUUGACUUCCUGGAUGACCAGGCGCUGCAGCACGGCAUUACCGACCCCGAGGUGGUUCACACGUGGAAGUCCAACAGCCUUCCCCUGCGGUUCUGGGUGAACUUGAUCAAGAACCCCAACUUUGUGUUUGACAUAGUCAAGUCCAACAUAGUGGACUCAUGCCUGUCAGUGGUGGCACAGACUUUCAUGGAUGCCUGCUCAACAUCUGACCACCGGCUGGGCAAGGACUCCCCUAGCAGCAAGCUGCUGUAUGCCAAGGACAUUCCCAUAUACAAGGACUGGGUUGAGAGGUAUUAUCAAGACAUCAAAAUGAUGCCAGCCAUCAGCGAUCAAGACAUGAAUGCCAUGCUGGCAGAAGAAUCUAGGCUUCACGCUCAUGAGUUCAACACAAAUGUGGCUCUGCAUGAGUUGUACAAGUAUGCCUACAAGUACACAGAUCAACUGUUGCAGACCUUAGAAGAAGACGAAUUCUCCCAGAAGAACAAGCUGGCUCGGAAGCUGAGCCAGGUGAAUGCCAUAAUGAACGGGGAGUCGGAAGCAUGACGGUUGCACUGGCACUCGGUGGACGUGUGACGCGAGCAAGGACCUCAUCAAGCACCUCCUCUCUCCACGGCGCACGCGCCUGCGCGUGUGCUUGCGACUUGGUGUUCGGCAGGCAACCUGCGUUCCCGCUGCGGCGGCGCUUUUUGGUUUCUCCCGGUCCCUCCUCCGGCAAGCGUCUGGAGACGGUGUGUGUCAACCCUCCACUGAAUGCCACGCAACAUCACCCCCACCAACUCCCCCGCCCCUCACGUUCUACUUUGUGCGUUCCCCCGAGCCCUCCCUUAGGUCACUCUCGCCCCUCUCGUCUCAACCUUCUCUACACAAGGGCCACAAGGCACAGAGUGGUUCUCUCGCCUCCUCCAAUGACAUCAUCCAUUCCUUGUGUUGUGGUUCCCGUGCCAGAUGAUGUGUGUGAGCCAUGCCAUGGCCGGGGGUAUCAAGUGACACUGGCUAGCCCCAACAUGGGAGCGAGAGUAAACAGCAGUCUUGACGAUGUGGUGCAACUUGGCAUAUAAGUAACAGUGAAUGGUCUGAAGGUUACUGUAUUGUCUUAUUGUAUGUAUUAUACUUUGUGUGUUUGGUUGCAGCUCUCCACGCGGGCUGUAUCCUGCCUACAGGCUUACUGCAGGGACCCUUAUAAAGUGCACAUUUUCACUUCUGGAGGUAACGGUUGUGCUGGUUUUGACAUUUUUGGUUGCUUUUGAUUCGGUCUUCAGAUAGCAUCAAUAGGAGUUAACCUCACAGGAGGAAUUUGCAGGUAACUGCAGUACAGGGCAUUGUGUCACAACAUGUUUAAACGUGUGGUGCUGCAGUUGCCUGUAAGUUCCUCCCAUAAAUUUUAUAAUCUGAUCGAUCCUACCUUCCAAUGUGGCUAGCUGGAACUGUGCAAUCAAAACUAGCAUGAUUGUUACUUUUAAACGUGAAAACUCACAUAUUUAUAAACAUUACCUUGAUAAGAGUGCUUGUGCACUCUUAUGCAAUGAAAUCUAGAGUUUGACGAAAACUCGUCUGGCGAGGAAAGAACAUGGCUGAAUAAACGUACACUCACCGACUGAAAAAAUUCAAAACCACGGAUUGACAUUUCGGCACCCAAUACGGGUGCCUUGUUCGCAAUGAACGAAUGCAUGAUGGUCUUUGCGUCGGAAGACGUAAUUCGCUUGCAUACAACUCAGGGAAGGGUCCCCAUAUCCGGUUUAUCAUGUUAGUAGUAGAUUGUAUGCCGAAUGAUUCAAGGAGCAAUUGGGACGAUAACUUUUUCUCUCUUUCGAUGAUAGAAGCCGAAUGCCAGUUAAUACUGUGUCCAGUCUUUUCGUGAUGCUCCGCCAGGGCGCUGGAAACCAUGUGUCCUUUGGCCACAUCACUGCGGUGCUGCUGUAGCCUUCUUUUAAAGUUCCCUGUCUCGCCUACGUAGCACACGUGGCAGUCCUGGCAAGCUAAAAUAAGCAAGCUAAAACAACAACUUGUCCAAGUCAAAGACCGCCUCGAAAAAGUAAAAUUUCGGGGUGUCGUCUACAAAAUUCCUUACCAGGACUGCCAGGCGUGCUACGUAGGAGAGACAGGGAACUUUAAAAGAAGGCUACAGCAGCACCGCAGUGAUGUAGCCAAAGGACACAUGGUUUCCAGCGCCCUGGCAGAGCAUCACCAGACUGGACACAGUAUUAACUGGCAUUCGGCUUCUAUCAUCGAAAGAGAGAAAAAAUUAUCGUCCCGAUUGCUCCUUGAAUCAUUCGGCAUACAAUCUACUACUAACACGAUAAACCGGACAUGGGGACCCCUCCCUGAGUUGUACGCAAGCGCAUUACGUCUUCCGACGCAUAUAUAAUAAAGACCAUCAUGCAUUUGUUCAUUGGGAACAAGGCACCCGUAUUGGGCGCCAAAACGUCAAUCUGUGGUUUCGAAUUUUUUCAGUUGGCGAGUGUAAUUUUAUUCAGCCAGGCUCUUAUGCAAUGUUGUGCAAUGGUUGAGACACAAAUUAGCACUCGUGUCGAAGUUGUAAGGGCCUGUGAUCUUUACCACGAAUUAUGGGCCUCACAUUUGGCAUUAAGCAGCUUAGUGUUCAGCUGCAAUUUCCACAAAGUAUUCUAUUGACAGGACAAAUAUUACGCGAGUUCUAAAGCCAUUUCAAGGCUUCUUGGUUUAGGAAGAAGCAGUGAGCGCUUUUUUUGCAUACGCCUGCCAUCUUUAUUUACCAGAUGUCCACAUUGAGCACAGUGCUGAUUUAGUAGCCUGUAACUUUUGUGGAACAGCUGCUGACUGUUUUGACUGCCCAUGCUGCUUGCAUAAUGAUUCUGUACCAUGUGCUGAAGUUGGUGUAGUGAUAAUAGUAUUGACCAAAGUGGGCUAUGUCGUCAGAACUGCGUUUUUCUCUCGGUCCUACCUGUCUCGUCAGAGAAAGAGGAACUCGUUUUUCCAAUAUUGCUUUGACGCGGCAGUACACAGUGCUCUGAAUCUUUUGAGGGACACAAGGUGAAAGGCUGCCUAUAGAAACAGCAGUGUUAAAUUUUAUUUUUUGUUAUCGCUUUUAAUUGUCAUUGUGCCACUUAGAUUUCUUAUUACUUAAGUUCACUUUGCAUGUCUUUUACAAAGAAUAUGGUGCUCUUUCGAGUGCUGUAUUGUGAGUGUCCCCGUUCUAACACCAUAGAAGACAAGUGAGGUUCACAGGCCAAGUUAAUUCCUUUAUCAUAAUUUUCAUUAUCUUUACCAUUUUCUUUCAACAAUCAUCAAAAAAUAUUUCACCCUAGUAACGCAAGCUGUGAUUGCAUGGGCAGGGUUGUUUUAGGUUAAUUAACAAUACUGCCAAACAUUGUGGCCUCUGACCUACUUUAAUAUUAAGGUACACGUGAUUUUAAUUUUGUUUUAUUUUAGUUCUUUAAAGCUGAUUUUUGUGCCUAGUACUUCGUGGAAGGACAUUACGUAAUUUUUUUUUCCUUUUUACAAUGUGGCCUUCAGUUUUUAGAUUGCAAUUGAGGAAUACUUAACAUUGUUGUAUCCGAGUAGCCUUGUGACUCAAAAACACGCUGUGAAUCUCUGUUGGGAAGAAAUAUCUUGUCUCAAGACUUGUGCGUGUUGAACGUGUUUCAAUUGCCCCUCAACACCACUGUGGAUAUGACGUCUGUUAGACCUACAUAUCAGCACCUGCAAGGCUCAGCCAACUUCUCAUUGUGUGCAGACCUUGCCUUUCAAGGCCACUCGACUGAGCGUGUGUUGUGUGCGUGUGUGUGUGAUGCAUGCUCACCUUGCCGAAGAACGCCACGGAAUCGACAGCAUCGUCGUCUGGUUCUCGGAAGCUAGAGGACACUCUUUGGAAGAGGAGAGAACUGCUACAAGACUGUUCUGGAAAACUGUGUCAACUAGUGCUGCGCGCUCUCGCAAGACAAAAAACAAAACAAAAAACUUUUUGAGUGUUAUGUGUGUGUGUGUGUGUGUGUGUGUGUGUGUGAGUGAAGUUGAGAUGAUGAAAGCUGGACUUCUCUGUGUGCUCUGCUCACUAGGCUAACAAACAAACAUAAAAAGAACUGCAAAGGUGCUGUUGAAAAAGCUCCUUUUGCCUGCUCAUUGGCAAAAGGAAAAAAGCCAGGGAUGGGCGUAAAGCAUAAGAUACAUACUUUCUCAUCCGCACUCAUUUUAAGUCACGAGUGCAGUAGUGGCAAGGUUGGCUGUGUUGGAGAGCUGCUUACUGAAGUAUUUAAAAAAAAAAAAUUCCCACUACCAGUGUUUACCAUUUCGUUAACCUAUAGAGCUCUCAUAACUGGCAUUUACUCACUUACGCAGAAAGCAAAAGAUUAACAGAGGAUGUUCCACUCAUGAGUAUUUUAAGGUAAUCUUGAUUUCCGGAUGUAAAAGUGUUGAAACAUCCGGUCGUUCAUUUAUUUUUCUUUUUUAAUCUUUUAAUUUUAGUUUAUCGGACUCUUGCAAUGUCAGUCAAUCAGUAGUCACUCAAGGGUUGUCAUGCCUGAUAAAGUGUUCAGGGAGUUUUCUUGUUUCCUAUUUUACAAUGGAGUCUGCAUUUUGUUCCUUUCUGGUCUGGUGAGGAUGCCUUCAGUUUAUGAUGUUAGAAAAACAGGCCCUGUUGUGGACCUAGUAGAUGCCUCAUUUCUUAGCACCAAGGCCCUGCAUAUUAUUCUAUUUCCUGCAUGCGAAGCAAAUCUUAACAAGUGUUUUUUUUAAAGGAGCUCUUGCUACACAAUAGCUUUGUUCCAAAACACUUCGGCCAUAAAUGCAUAAUGCCGGCAGCUUGCCAGAUGGCUGCUCUGCGUAUGUGGCAUAAAGAGAUUGCCCUUUGACGAGCUAGACUAAGCGUAAUAACGGCGGCAGUCUACUCCUUUUUGUGUUCACAGUCAUAACGCUUUCAUUCCCCAUCAGCACAGGUGGCACCAGUAUCCAUUGUUCAAUCAAAAAGACAUCAACUUAGCCAUGUGCCAAGAUGUAACGCUUAAAUGACUGUCACCAAAGGCAUUCUUGACCCAAGCCCUCUUCAUUCAGAGAGGUCAGGCAGCCUUUCUGUUCGCGACAGUAACUUGUACAUGCCUCGUUUUCUUUCUUUUUUUUCACUGCUUUGUUUUUCUACGGUAAGUCACACCCUGUAACUUUGUCACAACGGUGUUUCUACAUCUUCCAAAGCAAUCCCCCCCUCCCCCAAAUCCCCCUAUCCGAUAACUGUCUUGAUGCUGCUGCACUACCUAGGCAGGCACUUACUGUGGAGCCAACAGGGCACGGAGCGGCUGCGUUUUGCGAGCCCCGCUUUUUGUACAUAGCCACUUGCACCCAUUUCCGAUUGUGUCGUUUUUGAAUCUACGUGAUGUGUGUAUGUAUGUUCUGCGGACCUCUGGAGAUACUGUUUUCAGCCGCCAAGAAUAUAUGACAAGAAGUUAUGUUGCUCUCUCUCUUUCUCUCUCCUACCACGUUUUAUGUGAGUGUGCAUGCGUGUGUGAGAAUGUGUACCCAUUGUGUGAUGUGAGCGAUCAGUCGCACUUGUAAACAAAAAAAGAAAAAUAAGAAGAAUGGACUUGUGUGCUAAGGCUAAGGUGUGAAAACAAAGCAACCAGACUUUUGUACAAGAAACUCACUUUGUAACAUAUUUAUAGCAUACAUAUUUUUAUUAUGAUAUUGGUUUAGAGAAUUCACUAUCUUGCUCAAGUGAUUUCUUUCAUUAAAACAGUGUAUGAAAAACA